Molecule: messenger RNA, 2425 nt
Organism: Vigna angularis (adzuki bean)
Lineage: Eukaryota; Viridiplantae; Streptophyta; Magnoliopsida; Fabales; Fabaceae
Product: probable inactive receptor-like protein kinase At3g56050
Exons: 9
Coding region: 238-2178 (646 amino acids)
Biological process (GO): protein phosphorylation
Molecular function (GO): protein kinase activity; ATP binding; protein binding
Source: RefSeq, a predicted model, not a curated record
CAAAUAUUUUUGUAAUGUGUUGUAUGGGUCCAAACUGGUUUCCUUGGUCUAAGAACAUGGUUUGGAGAUUCACCCCUUUGCCAUAUAUGACAAUGUUUUAGAAAUUUCAUAUUUUUCUAUACUUUCGAAGACUGAUCCUUUUGGGAAUCAACUUCCUUCAAUUUCGUUUCUUUGAAGAAAAAUUCAAUCUGGAUCGUGCUUUUUUUGCCCCACAGUUGAGGUUUGCACGCAGCAAGAAUGAACAAAAACUGGAAAUCCAGCUGCUUCAGGGAUCCUGUGUUCCUUCUAGCGUUGUGUUUGUUCUUUCAGAACUUUAGUUCCUGUUGCUCUUUGAAUGAAGAAGGUAAAGCUCUUCUGAAGUUCAAGCAGGGAAUAGUAAGAGACCCUUUUGGUGCUUUGUCAAAUUGGGUUAACGAUGAAGUAGCAGUUAACCAUUGUAAUUGGUUUGGAGUUGAGUGCUCUGCUGGAAGAGUGGUAGUCUUGAAUUUGAAAGACCUUUGCCUUGAAGGAAAUCUGGUACCUGAGCUCGCGAACCUUGUUCACAUAAAGUCCAUAAUUUUGCGGAACAAUUCUUUUUAUGGAAUCAUCCCUGAAGGAAUUGCACACUUGGAUGAAUUGGAGGUUUUGGAUUUGGGCUACAACAACUUCAGUGGACAUCUACCUACAGAUCUUGGGAAUAAUAUUUCGCUAACAAUCCUUUUGUUGGACAACAAUGAACAUCUCUGUGGUUUCUCUCCUGAAAUUAAUAAAUUGAUGUUGAUUUCUGAAUAUCAAGUAGACGAAAGACAACUGAGUCUGGCAGCAAAAGUGCCAGCUUGUACAAGAAGAUUCAUCAAACGGCACAUUGGCAAAAAUAAGAAAGGUUUAAGGAGGCUACUGCAAUCUUCUCGUGAUAGCAAUUCUUUUAACCGUGCUGCUUGGUUUCCUGAUAGUCCUCCUCCAUCUUCUUCAGCUCCCUCACCGGCCCCAGCAACACCGCCACCGGUUGAGGAACCAACUUUCACUGACCGAAAUGAUUCUGCUUCUCCUUCUCCUUCUCUGCCUGAACCGCGCUCUGAACCACCAUCUACAAGUGGCUCAUCAGAUAGCAGUGGCUCAUCAGAUAGCAAUGUUGUUGCUAUUUUGGCUGGAGUUAUAGGUGGUGUUGUAUUUCUUGUCAUUUCAAUCAUUGGCAUAUAUCUCUGCAAAACAAACAAGGUAGCUACUGUAAAACCUUGGGCGACAGGAUUAAGUGGACAGCUUCAGAAGGCAUUCAUAACAGGUGUGCCAAAGCUGAAGAGAUCAGAGCUUGAAGCAGCAUGUGAAGAUUUUAGUAAUGUAAUUGGCACUUCUUCCAUUGGUACAGUGUACAAAGGGACUUUGUCCACUGGUGUUGAAAUAGCCGUGGCCUCUGUUGCAGCGACAUCAUCAAAAGAUUGGUCAAAGACUUUAGAAGCCCAAUUUAGGAAGAAGAUAGAUACAUUAUCAAAAGUGAACCACAAGAAUUUUGUAAAUCUUCUUGGACAUUGUGAAGAAGACGAGCCUUUCACCAGAAUGGUGGUUUUUGAGUAUGCCCCAAAUGGAACACUCUUUGAGCAUUUGCACAUAAAAGAAGCUGAGCACUUGGAUUGGGAAACAAGACUCAGAGUUGCCAUGGGUAUGGCUUACUGCCUACAACAUGUGCACCAGUUGGAGCCUCCUUUGGUUAUUGGCAACCUGAAUUCUUCAGCGGUUCAACUCACGGAUGAUUGUGCUGCCAAAAUCUCUGAUUUGAGUUUCUUAACUGAAAUAGCUUCAGCUGUGAUGAAAUCUUCUGCUAGACAACACCCUGACAUGACCCCAGCAAGUAACAUUUACAGUUUUGGUGUUAUAUUAUUUGAAAUGGUGUCAGGCAGGCUCCCUUAUUCAGUGGACAAUGAUGGCUCACUUGAUGACUGGGCUUCACAAUAUUUACAUGGGGAUCAGCCCCUCAAAGAAAUGGUGGAUCCAUCUCUGGCGUCCUUCCAACAAGAACAGCUGGAACAAGUUGAUGCUUUGAUCAAAUCUUGUGUCCACCCUGAUCCAAAGCAAAGACCAACUAUGAAAGAAAUUUGUGUGAGAUUAAGAGAGAUAACAAAAAUAACUCCCGAGGCAGCUGUUCCAAAACUUUCUCCACUUUGGUGGGCGGAGCUUGAGAUUGCCUCGGUAAAUGGAAACUGAAAUCAGUUAAUCAGGUUGUAAGUAUGAAGUUCUUAUCCUCAUCCUUUUUCAAUCGGUGAAGGCAUAAAAAUGCAUUCACUUGUACAUUAAUACAUCCCGUGUUUCAUCAUAGAAGAGUGGCAAAUCACAUGUACAUAAGGGAGAGAUAAAAAUGUGAUUUUUUCUUUCUUUGGGUGCUCUGUUUGGUUAUGCUUUAUGGAAUUAAACUAACAAAAAAAGCUUCAAAUAUCAGUUAGUUUCAUUUUCG